UGUUGUUUGACCGUUAAAUUGGUGAUAGAAACCUACGGUUUCUAUAAUUACUAUUAUUAUUAUGAGGAUUUUUCUUGUUAAGUCUUUGAGUCACAUUAGGAUAGUCUAUUAGGAUUUUUCAGUGAUUAACUAUAAAUAUGUACUUGGUCAUUUGUUAGAGUAAGCAUAAAUUAAUAAGAAAGUUAUCCCUCCCAAAAAUCCUAAUCUUCUCCUCACAAUCUCGUCUUCACCUCUACCUAGGCCGCCGGUCAUUCUUGUAUGUUCUUCCCCAAUUCUGUUCCUAAUCCCUAAUGCUCUUCUAAAUCCCUAAAUCUCUAUCAAUUCUCAAUUUCCCAACCCAAUCGAUGGAACCCUAGAAAUAGGUUUCUAUCAUCUGGUAUCAGAGCCCCGUUCGUUAGCGAGUUUGUCACAACUCUCAAUCAGGGAUGGACGUAUAUGAAGAAUUCAUACCUAGGGUUACUAAAUUGGUAACCUCAGCAUUCAUUCGAGUGUUCGUACGCUUGCCUGGGUUUAGGAGAGCACAUGUGGUGUACUCCUCGGGCAUCAUAACAAUAUGUGGAAAACGACCAUUGGAGGGCGAGCAUCGGUGGAUGCAUUUUGAGACUAAGAUCAAGAUCAGGUCUGAUUUCGAUACUGAAAAAUUUGACGUUUGGUUGAGGUACAGCCUGCUCACCGUUGAAAUUCCUAGGAGCAAAUCUUCAUCGGCAGCAGCGGAAAGCACACAGCUCGCUGAACCCGUUGUCAUUCUCCUGCAGCUGACCGUCGCAUCGGGGGAAGAAAAUUCUGUGGCUGAGGGAAUGGAAGAGACGGCCGCCGCCAAGGAAAAAGGGUCGUCGCGGUUGGAAGAAGGAGCGGAGGAUAAGGCAGCGAGUGAGCUGCCACCGCUUGAGGAGAUGGCACGCGAUUGCGGCGUGAAUACCACAGGCGAGAGCAUUGGGAGCGUGCAAGCCCCGCUGGCUAGUGUUUACACUCACGACCGGGUGGCUACAACUAUCGUUUCUCUAGUCGGGAUCAUUGGUGGCUCCAAAACGGACCAGCGUACCACCACAAGCAACCUCGCUGCAACCGUCCAUCAACCACCGGUCAAUCCAAAGAAAGAGCCGAUGACGCAGCUCAAUGAUCAGCUUCCCCAUCCUACCAUCGACUGGAAUAGUAGUCACGCGGGUGAGAACACUUCAUCUUUUAGGUAUUGGAAAACUUGUAGUGGAAUUGGUCAUGGUGAGAGUGCGCGGAAGGGUAGCUCCCUCAAUUGGAGGUACCGACGCCGAUGGGAGAGGUUCAAGAAAUCAAGGGCAGGCAUUGCCCUUUAUCAUGUUGCGUCAAUGGUGAGGGCGACAGAUAAGAAGAAACAGAGAGAAGCUCUGGAUUUGGUGCUACAACUUCUGAAGUACAAUGAUAAUGAUGGAAAUCCGUGUCCAAACGUUUUCUGGCGUGAUGCACUGGUAUUGAAAAGAGUGGUGGUAAAGCUGAAAAACAAAGAAGACAGUUUGGGGUUACUUUGUUUGCGGCCGAGGCAGAAGCUGCCAAUACGGUCACAGCUUGCCAAGUCCAUAAGGGUCGAAGAUCCUAUGUUGACUCGGGACGCGCGUUAUGGCGGCCGUCACGGGGCAACAUGGAUGGAGAAGAUGGAAGCAAGCGACGGUGAGCUACCUCAAGCGUCACCGGAGAAGAAGAAGGCAGGGCGACCUAUAAGGGAGUUGGAGAUGGUGGUGACAAAAAGUAUGAAGUUGCUUGUGAGCAAAAACCGCUACUUCCUCUGGAUCCAAGGAGCUAAAGCUUGGGGAAGCUCGGGGGCGAGUGUUGAAGCGUGUGGGUGGAGAUUGUGGCAUGGUGGGGUGGUGGAUAUUUAUCCACUAUUAUUGAUGAUGGAAGCAAGGCGUAUGGCAGGACCUCUAAUCAUAGAGGAGGUAGCUAUUAGGGUGGACAAGUUCCCAUUGAUGGCAGAACCUCCGGAGAAGCUUGUGUGGGGUGGCGCUGCUGAAUGCCAAAAGGAGAGGGCCACCUAUUGGAGUUGGGAAUUUCAAGAGAAGUCUCCAAAGUGGCAUAGUGAGAGAAGGAAUGUUGAGCUAUGUGCGGCUGUUUGUGGUAAAAAGGCCAUUUACCAGUUGAACAAGAUGGAGUUCACGAGUGCUCGAGAUGACAGCGGCUCGGGGACGGGAAAGGCUUCGUAUAAUCAAAACUUCACGGGGUAUGAAUUAAGAGUAAGGAUAUUCGGAGUCGAGAGCAAGCUGUUGGGUUCUAGUGUUCCGAUUGAGGGGUCUGCGGAAACAGGAGUUAUAGUUGCUGCUUCGAAGGAAUUCCUAGACUAUUCCAAUGUUCUCGUCGUUGCCGAGUUCUGUAGUGGUAGCCAAGAUAAGUUAUUGUUAGGUUUCUAUGAUAGCGUUCCCCUUUACGCCAUUGAUGUCAAGAGGGUACCUCGAGCAGAUCAGAAUACCUUGGCUAAUCAGAAACUCAAGGAGAGUUUGUGCGGGCCAAUUGGAGUUCCAAUAGAUAUAAUAGGGGCAGAUGGACGGUGGCGGACCGUUGUGGAUGGAGUUGGGUUAUGUGGAAAGUACUUAGAGUGGGGAAAAAGAAUGUUCACGAAGGCGGGGAAAUGGAAGUUCGGGUUGUUGUGCAUAUCACACAGAAUGAUGUGUACCGGAAAAUUCGUCCGUGUGCUAGAACGUAAAUGGAAGAGAAGAAAGAGCAAGUGGAUGACGACAAGAAAAAUGGAGAAGUGGGGUCAGUCGGUCAACCUUGAGGACAAGGUUGUUUUCAAGGAGGAGGAGAUGAUAGAAACCUACGGUUUCUAUAAUUACUAUUAUUAUUAUGAGGAUUUUUCUUGUUAAGUCUUUGAGUCACAUUAGGAUAGUCUAUUAGGAUUUUUCAGUGAUUAGCUAUAAAUAUGUACUUGGUCAUUUGUUAGAGUAAGCAUAAAUUAAUAAGAAAGUUAUUCCUCCCAAAAACCCUAAUCUUCUCCUCACAAUCUCGUCUUCACCUCUACCUAGGCCGCCGGUCAUUCUUGUAUGUUCUUCCCCAAUUCUGUUCCUAAUCCCUAAUUCUCUUCUAAAUCCCUAAAUCUCUAUCAAUUCUCAAUUUCCCAACCCAAUCGAUGGAACCCUAGAAAUAGGUUUCUAUCAAUUGGACGGUCAAAUUUAACGGUCAAACAACGGGUUUUGCCAAUUUCGUUACUUUGAUUUAUAAUUUAGGCCAGAAUGUUAAAGAUCGAAAAGAUUGGUCAGAAUGUUUAUUAUGGUCAAAAUUUAGGCCAUAAAAAUAUAUUAACCCUUUUAAUAAUGACAGACUUCAUUGUUGCAAUUUUGAUAAUUGGCUCAUCUUGUCCUAAUGUCCAGAGCUUGUGCUGAAAGAUAAGAUUUUUGUGUACGAUUUGAUUCAUCAGCGGAUUGGAUGGACUCACUUCAACUGUAAGUUUGCUCGCCCUUCAACACAACAAAACUUUCUUCCUUGGUCAAUUACCAUAGCUUUCAAUGAGCCCCGCUAACCAACUUAUCCUUGCCAUCUUUUAGGUUCAUCGGCACCAAACGUCUCCAUCUCUAGAGACUACUUCGUCAGUUCCGCACAUUCGAGCUUGAGUACCUGUUCAACAGGCUCACUACCUCUAGCCAUCAUCACCUCUGUCUUCUUGUUUGUUUUUUGGGUUAAGAUAGUUCAAUCUUGAGAUUACUUCUCAUUGUACCAAGCACCUUAGUACGUAGAUUGUUGACUUGCCGUCGCCAGUUUGUUGGGAUUUCUUUCUACAUGUUCCUCUUUUAGAAAUCUAAGGAAAAUACCUUCUAAAUUUUGUAUUAUUAGAUAUUGCAUUGUCGGUCAUAGUGAUUCAUUAAUUAGGUGAUAAAAAGCGGGAAGGCAUGGCUAAUUUACCUCAAGUACUAGACGUUACGGUGGCUCUUUCUUCCUAUUGAUUCUCAGCCCAUGGGUCUAGUAUCCUCAGUCGAUCUUCAAUCACAACCAUUAGGCCUCAAAGGGUGGAAGUAUGUCAUAAGAACGACAACUAGGAACCUAAAACAGAAGCAAUGAAUUUGGGCGUCCCAU
This is a messenger RNA of Linum trigynum, 4032 nucleotides long. NCBI's taxonomy places the organism in Eukaryota, Viridiplantae, Streptophyta, Magnoliopsida, Malpighiales, Linaceae. The record is from the annotation of a GenBank genome assembly.